Molecule: messenger RNA, 3467 nt
Organism: Diorhabda sublineata
Lineage: Eukaryota; Metazoa; Arthropoda; Insecta; Coleoptera; Chrysomelidae
Gene: lin
Product: protein lines
Exons: 2
Coding region: 317-2440 (707 amino acids)
Source: RefSeq, a predicted model, not a curated record
AUCUGCGCAUGUCCCUAUGAGAUCGUAUACUAAAAAAAUGACUGAAAUGGCAGUUCAUUGAUCAAUUUUUGUAGUUAUUUACAUUUAAAUGUAUUUUUUUUGGUUAUUUGUUGUGAUUUAAAGGUGUGAAUAAUUCCGAAUGUUAAAUUAUUGAAAUUUGUGAAACACUCAACCUUGUAAUCGGACGAAUAAAGACAAACAAGCUAACAAGAAGUAGCUACUGAAAUUACUUGUUACACACAAACAUGAAUGUAGAGAUAACUGAUAAAAAGUGGUCAAGAUAUAUAUUUUCCCAGUCAAAUUUCUUGCUGCUCUAAUGGUUCUCACUCAGAAAAAUAAUAAAAUGAGUUCAGAACAACCUGUUAAGAAGAAGUUGAGACGAGAAAAUGAACAGGAAAAUUCUGACGAGCCUGAUUUUAUACACAACUUAGCCGAAGAUGCAGUCCCUACUGAUUUUCAAGCUCUCCAUUUAUCACUUCCUCUUCAUAUAAACGAAAAUGAUAUAACUCGAAAUACGGUGAAUUUACAUUAUAGUGAAAACGGUUUGUUUAGGACCAAUGAAGAUAAUAGUGAUAAGAAGAAUAAUGAUGAUGACGGUAUAAAUAGUUAUAAUAUUUCAAUAAAACCGGCUCCGGAUAUUUGUUCCCCUUCGAAAUCAUCUGAUGAUUUGUAUAUAGAUAGUUUAGACGAUUUUCAAAAAUAUUUGAUAAAACAAUGUUUAUGUGAAAUUCCGGAUAACGUUUUAAGGAAACAAUUCGAAGGGCAACAAAUUAAUGAUUCCGGUGGUAUUAGAACUACCAUAAUGUUAUCAGAAUGGUCUGAUAAAAAGAUUUUACAUUUUUUAUCGAAUCUCCAAUUGCUAUUCGACGUUUAUUUGAAACAAAAUAAUAAUGGUUUGAUUUGUUCGAAGAUCGUCAGUAUUUGUGAAGCCCUAAUUUGCAACGAAUACAAUUUAAUAGAACAAAUAAUUUCUUUAUGCGAAGCUCGUAAUAAAUACAUCAACUUUUUAGCGGCCAGAACUUUGAGCAGCUUUUUAGUUAUAGCUAAAACGAAUAUAAAUAACGAAUGGUUGGAAACUAUAGUUAAUUUCUUUUCGAGCGAAAAUUACGAUUUCGUUAAAAUACAAUUCGCUUUAGAAAUAGUAAAACGGGUAGUCGAAUGGAAAGAUAUCGAACAGCACGUUUUGGAAGUUACUGAAAUAACGGAAUCGGCAGGACCAAGUACUAAAAAUGACGAUAUUAAAUGUAUCACGGUACCGUUUACUGAUCCGGAAAGUUACGAUACUUCGUCGAUCAAAGGAUUAAUUAUUAAAAGUUUAGAAGCGAAAUGGCCGGAAUUGAUCCACAUGGUGCAACAUUUAUUAGUACACAAUAAUUCAGUUGCUGCUCAAACUUGCGUUUUAACUUUUUUAUCGUUAUGGGAAAGUACGAUUUCUAUUAAAGCCAAUUUAAGCGUUAUAGAUACAAAACCUUUUUAUACUCAUUUAGAAAUAUUCGUCGGAUUAUUAAAUAAUCAAUUACCACCUAUAAUAUGGAAAAAAAUAUUGUCUUUAUUUAACGAGGUGUUGUGUUACGGUAGCACUUUGGCUUUACAAGAUAUGUUACCGGAGGAUACUUGUCAAUUAGCACAUUUGUUAGUUAGGUACGUUAAGGAUUACCGUUUAUUGGAUAGUUUACCUUUCAAAAGGAACGAAGGUUUUAUAGUGAACAGCUUCGUUGGUACUAUAGUUAGUUUACAAGCCGGACAGAGUAACGUCGAUAGAACUUUAUUACAAAAAAUGAUUUUGUUGAUAUUAAAAUCCGUAGCUGUUACUAUAAAAGAAACUAGAUCUGAUAGUUCUGAUUCUAGUAUAGGAUCUGACGAUUCGGAUUUUUAUCAAGAUAUGCAACUAAUCGAGAGAUCUAUUAGAGACGUUUUAAAGAAAGUUGAUGUAUUCGUUAAGAAUUGUUUGGAUUUUCAUCCAGAAAGUCCAUUUUCGAAAAUUAUAGUUCAUCUUUUCAGCGAUCAGGAUGAUUAUAUGAUCGAAGCUAUGGUAUGUACUUUGGAUAUAACUAUAGGGAUAUCCUAUAGGAACGCCGUGUAUCCGGAUUUAUUAAACAUGUUAAAUCCCAUACAUUCGUUUAUAGAAUUUUUAAAAGUAGUUAGUCACGAUUCCGAUAUACUUUUAGAUUAUUUAGUCAGUAACGAAACUUGUUUUUUACUAUAUCUAUUGAGAUUUUUGAAAUUUACUAAAAGGAAUUGGUCCAGGUUUAUAAGUAGUUGCGGAGAGGGUAGUACUUCCCGUAGUAACGAAUUAGAUGAUACAAUGAGCGUUUUGAUUCGUUUAAAAAUGCAAAUAACUAGAUUAGUUUCCAAGGAUUUGUUUCCUUAUAACAUUACUCCGAUUUUGAGAUUAUUAGAAACCUGUGAAAAUUUAUACGAGGGGAACGAAUUUAGUUGAUAGUUGUAAUAUUCGAUAAUUUAACUAAAAGUACAAAUUAUUAUUGCCUUAAGUUUUAAUAAUUACUAUUCUAAUUAUUUAUAUUAAUAAUUUUAUAGUAUCGCAGUUCCCUGUAGAAAAAUCGAUUAAUUUUUUUUAGUCCAGGAGACGGCCGAUUUCCAUCAACUUCAAUACCAUCAAAUUUAUUGUACAUUAUAAACUUUAUAGGGUAGAUAAUGAAGAAAUUAUCAUUAUUUGAAUUAAUUUAAAGGUAAUUAAAAGAAAAAACGUGCCUAAAAAAUUGCCCUUAACCCUCCCAUAGGGAUCAGUUGAUGUAUUAACCAGUUCUUAUAGAAAAAGAAAAAUGAGAUUACUGUGCAAUGUCAAUUUUUGACUAAAAGUGACAUAAAAAUAUUAAUUUUUUUUUAAGUACUAAUAUACAACCCUGCUUGCUGUUUUUCAGGUACAAUAUACAAUAUAGAAAACUGGUAGGAAUAAUAAUACUAAAACUGAGACUGAAACUAUUUUUUUUUCUGCUUAUUCUACAUAUAGAACAGUGACACAAGUCAAAAUUCAUCAUAAUUCAGAUAAUACUAAAACAGAAAAUAUUUUUUUGGAAUGUGACUACAACGUAAUGUCUCCCGGACUAUUUGGACUUUAAAUGUUAUUAUAACCUCACUUAUUUGGAUAUAUUCCUUUAAAACUUUUUUUGAAAAACAUCUAUCGAUUUUCUAGUAUUUUUUUUUGUUAAUUUACACAAAAGAACGAAGAUUAUACUAUUCUGUAUCUCCAAUGGUACUGUACAUAUAAGAACUGAAUUAGAUUAAUGGUUUUUAUUUAUAUAUUUGUUAAAUUAUUAUAACAAUUUUGUAAAAUUUAGUUGUAAUUUUUAUAAUUUUCAUUAAUUUAUUAACAUUUUCUUCCUACGGCAUCUGUAAUAAUUUAUUCCAUCGAGUUUUGUAUAGAUUCUAUCUAAUUAUAUACCUAUUUAAAUGUAAAUAUGUAAUAUUUCUAUUUGAAUUGUCAAAAUAAAUAUUUUUUACAUAUA